Molecule: messenger RNA, 573 nt
Organism: Thlaspi arvense
Lineage: Eukaryota; Viridiplantae; Streptophyta; Magnoliopsida; Brassicales; Brassicaceae
Source: the annotation of a GenBank genome assembly
AUAUGUUGGGCGAUAGCAUCAACCAGAAGUUUAUCUGCUCGUCUUCGUAUCCUUAAGAAAAUUGAAGCGCCAUUAUCAGCACUCCAUCUUCUAGUGGGGCUCAUCGACAAAGUAAAUUCCAAAGGAGCACUUGUAGAUUUUCAACAUCUGCAAACGUUUUUAAAGAAGGAUGGCGCAAUCUUAGAGGAAGAUUGCAUGUGUGUUGAACCAUUAUUAAAUACUAAAAAGGGUAAAACUAAAUCCAAGGUGCCCACACUGUGUACCAACAAAAGACAGCCUAAACGCACAUUUAAAGUGAAAGAUUUGAUCAUCUCGGAAAAGGUGGAUGAGAAAAAACUUAUAUCUUUAGUCACCGAAGGUCCUGUGGCGGUCAGUUUAGACUUCUACAAAGAGUUUGAAGACUUAGUAGGGGUUGGAUGGAAUCUACUAAGGUCCCAAAAGAGUAGAAAACAGGUCGAGAAGAAUAUGGUUGUAUGUCACGGCUACGGAACAGUUAAUGGAAUACAUUACUGGGAUAUCCAAAAUUCAGCCGGAACUAGAUGGGGAAAUGGCGGGUUCGGAAAAGUGAUUCGA